AUGCGCGUUGCCAUCAUCGGCGGCGGUCCUUCGGGUAUCGUACAACUCAAGACGCUUACCGAAGCCCAUCGGCGCUUUCCCGUCCCGCCCUUUGAGGUUCGACUCUUUGAAUCCCAAGACAGGCUUGGUGGUAUCUUUUCAAGUCAUAGCUACGAAGAGGCCGAGCUGGUCUCGUCGAAGUAUCUAACCACCUUCUCUGACUUUCGCGCUCGUAGCGAUGAUGACGAUUUCUUCACUACCGAUCGCUACCUCGAGUAUCUUGACGAUUACGCCACGCAUUUCAAGCUGUGGCCUUAUAUCAACUUGAAUACAUGGGUCAAGUCAAUUCGAAGAGGUAGCUCAAGUGAGCACAUUGUCACUUACCGGACAUUGACCGGCGAGGAGAUUGAGUGGGAAUGCGAUGCCAUUGCAGUUUGCUCCGGCGUGCACGCCACUCCGAAUAUUCCGGAUUUGCCAGGCGUCGAACAUGUCCCCGUCGUGAUACAUUCCUGUGAAUUCAAGUCCCGGGAGCAGUUUGGGAAGGGCAAGACGGUCAUGGUCGUUGGAAGUGGCGAGACUGGUGCAGAUAUUGCCUACUUGGCAGUGACAGGGGAUACGGACAGAGUCAUUCUAUGCCAUCGCGAUGGUUGGCUCGGAGCCCCAAAGGCAUUCCCUGGUCAGCGAUUUCUGCCCUGGCUCCUUGGCUCCAAGCCUUAUGAGUAUCCGCAGCUACCCCUCGAUGUAUCUCAAAUUACCUUGUUCGACUCCAUGUAUGUUCAUCCUAUGGUAAGAGACAGUAUGAUAAUAUGGAACUUUUACCAUUUCGUCGCAUUGCCUGCUGGGUGCUGGCUCUGCGGCGGUUCUCCAUAUGGCGUCGAUCAGUUUGUUGGCCAGAUUUAUAGUGAACGAUUUCACGCAUCACGAGUCUUCUUUAACAAAGCCUGGCAGCGCAUCAGCAAUCACGUCUCGGCUCCCUGGCGACCGUCCAAGUGGCCUCUUGCGACUCGCAUCCGUCGCUUCUUCUUCAACACCGAUAUCCCUCCCACCUCACGCAUAAUAGAAGUCGCACCAAUUCCUUCUCACAUCUCCAAGGACGGCACGGCUCACUUCCCUCUCAACGGCCGUCCAGAGUCUGUCCGCAUCAACGAGACCGUAGUCAAGCCAGACGUCGUUGUAUUUGCCACUGGCUACCUCCCAUCGUUUCCUUUUCUCAAUAAAUCCAGACAAACCAACGACAAGCCUUAUCCCACAGCGUGGCAUGCGGAUGUCAGGCAGAUCUGGAGCUCGGAUGAGCCGACAGUUGGCUUCAUUGGCUUUAUUCGCCCGGGGUUCGGCGCCAUACCACCUCUGGCUGAGAUGCAGUCCAUGCUGUUUACCAUGAACCUGAUGAAUCGAAUCCCUAAACCGCUUCAUCCCGACGAUGAGUGGCAUUAUCGCAUCAUACGCCCUCCUGAUGCGCGUGUCUUCUAUGGCGUCGAGCACGAUAGCUACGCAUAUCAACUAGCAAAGGAUAUCGAUGCAGCACCAACAUUCACAGAAGUGCUCAAGCUCGCCCUCCGUACGAAAAACGGCUGGAGGCUGCCGUACGUCUGGGCCGCAGGAGCAUGUUUCAAUACAAAGUUCCGCAUGAAGGGUCCGUGGAAGUGGGAUGGAGCUGGCGAGGUCAUGACUGGCGAAUUAUGGGAGACUAUCCAACGCCGUGAAGGUCUAUUUGGCAACAUUCCCCUCAGCAUCAUCCCAUUGAUAUAUCUCGGCCUCGUCAACCUCUCCUUCUUACUUUAUGCGCUCUUUUGGGGAUUUUUUGCAAAGCUGCGUCUAGCACGGCCAAUAAUUAUUCGCAAUGAACCGAAGCGAAUCAUGCAGGAGAUGGAACGCCUGCACCGCAAGAAAGAAAAUCGUUGA
Molecule: messenger RNA, 1881 nt
Organism: Trichoderma atroviride IMI 206040
Lineage: Eukaryota; Fungi; Ascomycota; Sordariomycetes; Hypocreales; Hypocreaceae
Source: RefSeq, a predicted model, not a curated record